This is a messenger RNA of Prorocentrum cordatum, 618 nucleotides long. The record is from the annotation of a GenBank genome assembly. NCBI's taxonomy places the organism in Eukaryota, Dinophyceae, Prorocentrales, Prorocentraceae.
GCCUUGGAGAUGAUGUUGCCGUACGUCGGCGAGCGGGUCGUGACCCUGGAGGACCCCGCGGACGCCGCGCUGCUCGUGGAGGCCACGGGCCGCAACGCGCCCACGGCAGCCCUGCGGUCGGCCGGCAGGAGGCAGCUGGAGGCUCUGGACGCCGGAGGAUGCGUGCUUCUGGCGCGGGGGGCGGGUGCCGGCCUGGUCCCGAUGUCGGCCCUCCGCACGCAGAACGCCGUGAACCUGUACAUCAACGACCUAAUGGUCCCUGCGCUGCGCGAGGUCUGCGGGCUACCACCGCUCGCCCGCGCGGAGGAGGCGCCAGCGAGCUCGGGCGUGGCGGCCCUGCUCGCGCCGGAGCCGACGCCCUUUGCGCCGGCCGCCGCCGCCGGGGACGCCGCGGCCAGCCUGGCCCAGUACCCGCGGUACCAGCAAGCCAGCGACGGCGUGGCCGCUGCCGAGUUCCCGCUGUCGCCCUCGCAGGCGCCGCUGCAGCAGCUGCGCUCCACGAGUGCCCUGGGCGACGAGCUCGACUGCGAGUCGCCGCGGACGCCGAUCGAGCAGAAGUGGUGCUGCGACUAUAUGGACAAGGGCUGCUCUCCUCCGGCUGGCGUCAUGAUGAAUUGA